GAUUUGGUUCCGGCCAACGUGGAACCCCACCCGUCUCCCUGAGCUAGAGCAAGGGUGCGCUGCCUAUACUUAUUUGAGUCGAGUUGACAGUGAGAGGAGGAAAUUGCAGGUAGGGUGGUAGCGCCAUAGGUGACUGCAUUCUUAUUUGGUUACUGUAUUCUGCUUCGGCUAUUUGCCAAGUUGGCGUUGCAGAUUUUGGCGCCCAACGUGGGGCUCGAUUUUACUUUUUUGGGUGCAUGAUUCCGCUUGUGCUUGAAUUUGAGACGGAGAUGACUGUAGAUGAAAUGCGUAGUAGUCUGAGGUCCCUAUUUAAGUUGGAAGCUACCGAUCGUUCAUUAACAUACCCCGAGUAUGAUUUAGCAGCCGAGGGAGAGUUGAGUACUAUUAAGGACAAGUAUGAGGAAUUAGUUGGUCUAAUCGAGAACGUAGAGGAGGAGCGGCGAGCUAGUGUUUAUCGGAGGUGUACGUCACGAAUAUUACAUUUAAUUGGGCGGGUUAAUCGUAUUCCUAUGGGGGCUACUCAGAGCAAGGAGACUCUGCAAAGUCGCAGUAAGUGGUUAGGGAAGGUGUCAGCAUUGCUCAGUAGGGUGGAAGGUGGGAAGCAACCUGUGAAAGCGAGUACUCCGAAUUUAAGUGUGAUUGCCAGGUCGAGUCAUCCGGUUGUACAGGAAGAUUUAUCUGAGGAGUCGGAUUCUUCGCCUGUAGAGAGUGGAGGGGCGACGGGAUUUAAAUUUCCCAGAACUUCGAAACCACAACCUGUAGAGAAAUGGGGGCUGAAAUUCUCAGGUGAUCCGAAGGGUACAUCAGUUAUGUCCUUCCUUGAGCGGGUCGAUGAGUUGCGGAAGGCGAGGCAUGUGUCUGAGAGAGAGUUGUUUGCAUCUGCGCUGGAUUUAUUCGAGGGUAAAGCGUUACUAUGGUAUCGAUCAGUGGUCACUAGGUGUGCAAGUUGGACCGAAUUGUCUGAAUUGCUUCGGAAGCAUUUCCUACCACCUGAUUACAGGCCGCGGUUAUUUCAGGAGAUUUUAGCACGGGUUCAGGGACCGAGUGAGCCUUUCAUUGAAUAUUUUUCUUGCAUGACCACCUUGUUUUCUCGCUAUGGGGACAUACCGCUUGAUAUACAAUUAGAUAUUCUUGUACGCAAUUUGGCACCUUUUUAUACCAUGCAGCUACCAACCGUUAAAUCCUUGAGAGAACUGGAGGAGGAGUGUUUGCAGCUGGAAACAAGGAAAUAUAGAGCGGAUCAUUACCAGGCACCCUCUCGGAAAAGUCACUUAGCUUCUGUUGAGCCUGAACUUUCUUGUGUGGUUACACCUGGUGUGUCUGAGGCUAGGGUGUCGAAUUCGAGGUCUGGGUCUAACACUGGUGACGUUAACUGCUGGAACUGCCUGAAGACUGGGCAUUUAGUUAGAUUUUGUGAUCGACCGCUUAGGAAGCACUGCUUUUCCUGUGGCCAACUUGAUGUUACAACUCGUGAGUGUCGUCGCUGCAACCCUAGGUCAAAAAACGAGUAAGAGAGAUGAUAGAUGUGGGCCCUAUGUCAUCUCGGAGAUUUCAGGAGGCCAAUAGGGUGAAAUGUUUGCUAGAUUUUGUAUUCUCGCAUGUGCAGGGUGAUGAGAGGCCUCAUAUUAGGGUCAAUAUUCUCGGAAAGGAAAUGCUAGGAUUACUUGAUUCAGGUGCCACUAGGAGCGUGAUCGGGGAGAGAGGUUGUAAAAUUUUAAGGAGUACAGGAUUGCCAUUAUUGAAGUCCGAAUUCUCAAAUAUUACUGUUGCAAAUGGCCAGGUAUGUGCGUGCGUGGGGAUUCUUCGAGUGCCAAUUAAAUUGAAGGAGACGGUUAAAGUAAUAGAUUUGUUAGUCGUGCCGACCCUGGGCCAACUUUUAAUACUGGGGGUGGAUUUCUGGACUCAGAUGGGCAUUGUGCCGAAUCUACGGGCGAAGGAAUGGAAAUUUGCGGCUGAGGGAGAGGUCGAGGUGAAUUCAUUAGAUCCCGUGAAUUCGAGACAAAACCUGAACCUGGACCAGGAACGCAGGCUGAGUGAGGCUAUUGAGUGUUAUUUUGGCCAUAUGCCCACGUCCUUUAGUUGCACCGAUUUGGUGGAACAUAAAAUUGAACUUCUCGAUAAUGUGGAACCAAUCAAACAGCGUUACUAUCCCGUUUCACCGGCACUAUUGA
Messenger RNA from Photinus pyralis (common eastern firefly), 2171 nucleotides. RefSeq lists its product as uncharacterized. The transcript has 2 exons. NCBI's taxonomy places the organism in Eukaryota, Metazoa, Arthropoda, Insecta, Coleoptera, Lampyridae. Bases 237 to 1511 code for a protein of 424 amino acids. The record is from RefSeq and is a predicted model, not a curated record. Gene Ontology annotation, molecular function: zinc ion binding; nucleic acid binding.